GGUGGAGGUGGACUGGUGGAGGAGGUGAGGCACAGAGUGGAGGUGGAGGAGGCGGUGAUGGCGGCGGCGGUUCUGCGGUGGUGGUGGUGUUGGUGGUGCCCCCUCAGCAUGACACCCACCACGCACACCAGACUUAAUCGAGGCAUCUGAAGGCGUGGCGAGGCGUGAGGCAUGUGGGCGUGCGGAGGCGGGCUGGAGGUGGGCGUGGGCGUGGAGGUGGGCGUGCAGGACUCCAUCUCGCGGGCUCUGGAGACCUGCCAGAACCUCAACCAGUUCAUCGCGUCCCAGGCAGAGCACUUGGAGAGGCUGAGGUCCCAGUGUGCCACCUCCGCCCAGCUCACCCAGCAGGAGAUCCGCACCCUUGAGGGAAAGCUAGUAAAGCUAUUCAGCCAACAGCUGGUGAUCAAAAGACGCUUGCCUGUGGGAGUGGUCCUGCCCUUGGAACUCCAGCUAUACCCCUCCCUCAAGCAGUGGCUUCAGGUGGUUGGCCUCUGUAAGGACUCUAUACAUGGUUUAUGUCAGAGAAUUCCAACAUUAGAAGGACUUCUAGAAAAACGAGAAAAUGAGCUUCGAAAUAUUCUCAACGAUUAUGGAGCAGACCGGAGUGAGGCUCACAAGCUUGCUCGAGCCAUGCACAACCUUAAGCGCUACACAGAGAUCCAGAUGCAAGGUCAGGGAGGGGAAAGGGGCAACUCAGAUCUGCCCCUCUACUGGGACUCAUGGGAACGCUCCUGUCCACCGUCCCCUCGGCUGAGCCACAGGGCCCAGCGGGAGGGACGGUCCUCUGUAUCCUCCUCUGAUGGUGAUGGAGGGAGUGUGGCCAGCAGCAGCACCAGUGGAGGGGCUUGGAGUGGGGAUGGGAGCAGGACAGGCGGCAGGGGUGCACCCAUCAGCCAGCGCAGCAGUGAUGACUCCUCCACCCCUUCCUCUCCUCCUCCAACCUACUGUUCUGUCGCUCCUUCAAGCCCAGGUGGUCCGUUUCAUGCCAUCUCCAACCUCGCCUUGUCAGGAAGUGGCUCACCAUUCUUUGAGAAGCGAUCCACACCUCCACCAACGCCCAAUAUUCCCAAAGGCAAAUCCUCAGGUGACAAGAAGUUUCCAACGACACCUCCUCCUGGCAAGAAAUACCAGACCCUGCUGAACCCCACACUCCCGCUUGGCCGGUCCACCUCUCAUGAGUCCCAGCUGGCCCCGCGUGCUGAGGGACAUGACCACCAGUCCUCAACAGUCAUCAGUAAUUUCUUGCUGAGACGAAAGUUGAACAAUUUUUGGCUGGGUGGCAGCAUGGAACAUCUUGGAGCUCGACGAACACGGUUGCACUCUGAGUCUGAGACUUCAGGAGUAGUAGAUGGCCAAGGCAAGCGAACAGACAGUGGGCGAAGCAGAACAGAUGUGCGAGAGAUGAGAACAGCACAAAAUUCCCCUGCCCCUUCCACCCUUGCCAGUCCCAUCAAAUCCCCAAACUAUACAGACCACACUGAAGAAGAGAACUACACAAGCAGUAGUUCCCUCAUUGUCCCCAAGUCUCCUCGCACCCCAACGCUGCCAGGAUCCAUGGUCCACAAUGUUCAGCAUCGCUUCAGUAAAACUCUCAAACCUGCAAUCUGUGGAUAUUGUAACCAUAAGUUCACCAUACUCAGUGGUUUGAAGUGUAAAGAGUGCAGCUUUAAAUGUCAUCGAGAAUGCGAACCCAAAGUGCCACCUUCUUGUGGGUUACCUCCUGGAUACCUGGAAUUAUUUACAGAAACAAUCAUGAAGGUUAGCAUGGAUGGUGGAGUGAGGCCGCCAGGGCGGGGCGGAAUCUCGCACUUCAAUGAUGUGUUUCCUGCAUCCCUCCGAGGCAGCCCCAUGUCCCACUCACAUCCGUCCAUCAACAUACCAUCCCUGCAGGGCCCAGACUCCAGUUCGAACACCUCCAGUUGCAACUCCUCCACUCCUUCCAGCCCAGCUCCUCUGAUCUCUGUCUCUCCAGCCCAACAACAAGCAUUCCAUUUUCCAGCUACCCGGGGAUUCCACUUCCCAGGUAGGUGGACAGAUGUGAGUGAGGAUCCCGGGGAUAUCCCACAGGAGAUGAGACCCUUGGCACUUAUCUCCAACAGGACACUCAGUAAGGCACCCUUAUCAGCCUCCACACAGAGUGACAUAAUAGAUACCCGGCAAUCCCAUGAUUCAGACCGCACUGUGUCGCAAACUUCAGGGUCUGGCAGCACUGGGACUGAUGACUCUGAGCGCACCAUUGGUGUUCGUGUGGACUCUCAGGACUCCACGGUGUCCGACGGGGAAAACGCAGACUCACGCUGCACCAGACAGAACAGUGUGACCAGUGUCUCUCAGUGGGACAUUCCCUAUGAUGAACUGGACCGUGGAGAGAUCAUAGGCAGAGGACGGUUUGGCAUUGUCUACUCUGGCAAUUGGCAUGGACAUGUAGCCAUCAAGGAAUUGCGAAUGGACUACGUCAAUGAUGAAAAGACUCUUGAGGCCUUCAAGGCUGAAGUGAGCACAUUCCGUAAAACACGCCAUGAGAAUUUGGUGUUGUUCAUGGGGGCGUGCAUGAAGCCCCCACGGCUGGCCAUCGUCACCAGCCUGUGCAAGGGCCGGACGCUCUACACGCACAUUCAUGUACAGAAGGACAAGUUCAACAUGUCCAAGACUAUUAUGAUUGCCCAGCAAAUCUCCCAGGGAAUGGGCUACCUUCACGCUCGUGGAAUAGUUCAUAAGGAUCUCAAAAGUAAGAAUAUAUUCCUGGAGAGUGGUAAAGUUGUCAUCACAGACUUUGGAUUGUUCAAUGUGACCAGGCUUUGCCACGAUACCAGGCGAGGCAACUGGCUUAGCAUUCCACCUGGCUGGCUUUGCUACCUUUCUCCUGAAGUCAUGAGAAGCCUCCGGGUGGUACAGAGGCAGGACGACACUCUGCCCUUCACCACCUACUCUGAUGUCUACUGUUUUGGGACGGUGUGGUAUGAGCUACUGUGUGGAGAAUGGCCACAUAAAGGGCUGCCCCCAGAGGCCAUCAUCUGGCAAGUGGGUCGUGGCAUGAAGCCUUCCCUGGCCAACCUGCAAGCUUCACGUGAUGUUAAGGAUAUCUUGAUGGCCUGUUGGAGCUAUCGGCCAGUUGAGCGCCCUGAGUUUUCUCAGAUGCAGAACAACUUGAACAAGCUUCCUAAGAAGAGACUCCACCGCUCACCCUCACACCCAAUUCACCUUUCAAGAUCAGCAGAGAGUGUCUUCUGAGUUGAGGAAGGAGAGCACCUUCAAAAGGGUGAAAUACUCAUUACUGACUUGAAUUUUUUAUUGUAAUUUAUUUUAGGUUUAUGUGGGAGUGACCACUGUUUAAUAUAUGCCCAUCAUGGUUGUGGUAUGGUGAAAACAUGCAUACCCUCUUGUUAUUAGAACCUGUUCAAAAAUGUCUUAGUUAUACAUCAGAGAUAUCAGAUAACAGGUAUUACUAGGGAAUGAGAAUAGAUGUGUAUUUUUUAUAUUGAAGGAAAAAAAGGCUUGCCAUCUAGCAAAGUGAUUUUUUUUUUUUUUUUUUUUUUUUUUUUACCUUGAAAUGUACAAAGAAAUCAUAAGCUUGGUUUUGAAAAUGCAAUAAUAACAAAAGCUCCCAUGGCAAGAUGUGAAGUAAAGGUUAUUUUUACUUUUUUGUGUGCCAUAACUGGAGAAUAUUUUGAAAAUUAGUUAAAGUAUUCAUGUCAUCUACUCUGAAGUCAUUUUAUGAUGGAUUUUUUUCUUAAAUGGGCACACAGAAGCUCAGAGACAGAGGAACUAGAUCACUAGGUCAGUGCAAACUUCUACUGGUGUUACUAACCUUUGCACAUUAUACUGACUUAGCAUGUCUUAUAGUCUGCAUAACUCAUACCAGCAUAAAGCAACAACUGUACUAGUGAAGACAAAUCCAACAGUUUCUAGUCAGCCCAUGUACACUAGGGAGUUUCCUGCCGUAGAUAAAAGGUAUAUUAGGUAUACAUAUACUACUAUUACAUCUUGUGAAAACAAAUUGUGAACCUAAGAAGAGCUUCUCUGAGGUUAUUUAUAAUAUGUGUUGUGAAGUACAGUAGACAGUAGUCAGACUGAGAGAAACCUCAUGUGAAGUGUUAGAUGGAGAAGAAAGAUUAGGAAGGUUUCUGAGAGUACAUAGUGAUGAAAACUGAAUCUCUGCGACUCGAUUACUGGUACCCCAGUAUUCAAGACAUCACAGAUUUCUUGUGAAACGUGUCAACUCACAGUAGCUAGUCAUCAUAUAUGCUAACCCUGUAUGUUUAAAUUAUGAAGUCAGUUACAACUUGCAAAGGAUCUUUUAGAAAAGGAUGAUUCACAUCAGACUAAAAUGGGGUACCACAAAUUUGCUGUCAGCAGAGGCAACAAGAGGCUAGUCAGACAAGUUACUGAUAAAGGUUAAGGAAGUUUGUUUGAGGCCAUAAAUCAAGCAGCUUUUGUAGAAGCUCACUAUCAUAUGACUUCUUACUGCUGGUGAAUAUCUCCUACAAGACAUCACUCAGUUGGCCUGCUAACAGGUGUUGGGGGCAGCAGUCGUGCCUCCAUUGCCUGAUUUCUUGGUCACAUGUGAGCUCUAUUGGCAAGUGAGUUUCAGAAUCUUAAUUGAGUUGACUGGCAGUUUUGCUCUUCAUCCAAACUUCUAUUAUCACAAUAUAAAGGAAAUUACAUGUCAUUUGAAUUUAAUGUAAAUGCACAGCACUCUUAAGCAAUUUCUGAUGCUGUCUUAAUUCUUUGUGUUCUAUUUCACCACCUCUUAGUGGAAAUCCUUAUAAAAGUGGUGAAGUUUUGAUUAAACUCUUGAUAACCAUCACAGUAAAUUAGCCUCUCUAGGACACUGGAAUCUUCAUUGCACUCCUUGAAAGUCCAGUUCAUAUACAACAUUGUCCUCGUAAAAAUUUGACAGCAGCCUAAUCUUGGUGAUUUCAUCUUUGUUUUUCUUGUUUAGGCAUCAGUUUUAUUUUCAAAUACAUAGAACCUAAGUUAGCAUGAACAGUUGAGUUUUCACUAAAAAGUUGGAGCUGCCAAGUUUUGUCUGUGCAUUGUGUACUCUUGGUCUAAAUGUUUUCAUUGGCAUUACACACUUGCUGCUUGGUGGAAACUGAUGAACAGUGUUCUUUCAUGGUAGGUACUUAUUUAGAAGCUGUUCUGAAGAAUUCACUUCACUUUGAUUUCAUGAUGUCCAAAAAAUUAAUGUUCACUCUUAUAUUUCGGCUGCACAUUUUUCCUCCCUCUCCCAUGCUUCCACACCUCUAGAUUUACUUUGCCCAUUGGUAACUGAAGUCUCACCUAGUGCUUGUUUCCCUCAUAGUACAUGCCAGUUUUCUUAUGUCUCCGUCUUUGUACGUAGUAUGAACAUCUCUAGUCCCAUAACCACAGCCAAGGACCUCCCUUCCCAUCUGACUCCCUCUCCUGUGUGUAGGUGACCGUGUGUCAUCCUUGUGGCCUCUGUCACUGUUUGUGGUCACAGUCUAAAGGAUCAUCUUAACCAAACCUAACAGUGUAACAGCAAGCCAGAAAUACUAUUACUUACACAUCUUCUGGAUUUACAUUUCACAACCGUUGGUUCCUUAUCUUGGACAAUCUCCCUCAUACUACAAUUUUUUUUCUUGUAUUAGCAUAUUGUAUUACUAAGACUGGUUCAUCCCUAUUUCUACAGUAUUCCCAUGUUUCUCUCAGAAUUUUGGAUCUUACACAUUUGCUUUUUUUUUUUUUAUAUAAUAAUAAUAGGACAAUUUUUGCAGAUAUCUUGACCUUGAUUUAGGUGCCAGUGUUUAAUUUUUAUCUCUUUAUUUUCAUAAAAAAAAGUACAGAGGACUUCUGGACUCUGAUCACAAAACCUGAACUGACACAUUUGUCAUUUCUUUGGAACUGAUCACAAUUGUCUGAUGUAAUUGCUUAGUUACCUUGGACAUUAAAACGUUUUACCUGUUUCAUUGCAUUUACUUGUUUAUAUAUUCAUGAGAACAUUUGAUUCCAAAGGGUCCAGAAUAUGAACGUCCUUUAUUUCCUAUAUCAUAACUACUUAUGUGUUGUCCCUUCAAGUCCUUGACCGAGACACGGGUUCCGCAGUAGGUAGUGACAUCGCUGCUCUGUGUUCUACAUGCCUAGCUUUUUCCUAUAGUCGGUGUUUAUGUAUGUGUGGAAUCUGUCUAUGGCUUUUUCCCUUCAUUGAUGAGGGUGUGAGAAUAGCAAAUUUUCACACCUGAGUCUGGGUUUAAAGUUGAAGACUCUGGAUACAUGACUAGUUUUGUCUUGCAGCCAGAUGUCCGGAACUCUACCAGCCGUGCACUGUAACUGUUCGUGCGUGACUUGUCCCACUGUGUAGAUUUUAACAAUUCGAGGGCAGUUCUUCCCAGAUUGCUGAACCUCACAGGAACUUGGCAUCAAAUUUCCUCACUUUUUUGAAGCUCGAUGGGUCCUUGUGAGUAAUCUCCCCCAAAGGUCUCACAAGGACCCACUGACAGCUGGCCUGGAAGUCAAGGCAGACCCACAGUAAUCCCCCUACUGUGCUUGGCCUUGCCUCCUGGGCUGUUCACAAAUACUCAUCACUUUUGUGUGUGUGUGGUGAAUAAAAUCUUGUUGGGUAUGCAAGGUGAUAUGCAUUACUUCUUUUAAGAUAAACAUGUGUUCAGUCAAAUUUGUUACUAUUCAGGAGAUGUGCAGGAAUCACAAUAAAAAGGUAUAACUAUUUUUUGUCAACACUUAUGCAAAACUUUUUUAUUGUCAAGAGAGAUGACUGUACUUUUUUAGUGAUGUAAUUUGGUAUGUACUUACUGACUACAUUAGUGAUGGUAUUGCAUGCCUGUCAUUCAGAUAAUGGAUGUAUGAUAGUAGAUAUAUACGUAAUUUUAUUUUAAUAACAAUGUAUCACUUCAUUCUACUUCCUGUCUGUUGCCAAAUCACUGUGGGUAGCUUGGCCUGCCUCAGCCUGGCAGCCUUGUGUGCCGGGGGUGAAGCAGGGCAGCAGCCAUGCGUGGCCCCCCUGACAGCCUCCCCCCUCUCAGGGGCGCCCCUCAUCCCCCUGCUGGUCCAGGCAUCACGUCUUGGAGGCCUGCCUAUACCCUCAUCUUGACUUUGAUUUUUGUUAUCAAUGGUUUUGAAAAUGUAUCUUUAGAUUUAUAUUUCAUUAAUAUUAUGUAUAAUACUUAAUUUAUUUGUACAUAAUGAUGUGUCAACCAAAUAUAGUUUGUAUAUAUAUUAUGCAUUAAUA
This is a messenger RNA of Eriocheir sinensis (Chinese mitten crab), 7207 nucleotides long. Its product is annotated as kinase suppressor of Ras 2-like. Gene Ontology annotation, molecular function: ATP binding; protein kinase activity. Gene Ontology annotation, biological process: protein phosphorylation. The record is from RefSeq and is a predicted model, not a curated record. The coding region runs from base 172 to 3231 and encodes 1019 amino acids. The transcript is spliced from 18 exons. NCBI's taxonomy places the organism in Eukaryota, Metazoa, Arthropoda, Malacostraca, Decapoda, Varunidae.